This is a messenger RNA of Racocetra fulgida, 218 nucleotides long. The record is from the annotation of a GenBank genome assembly. Lineage: Eukaryota; Fungi; Glomeromycota; Glomeromycetes; Diversisporales; Gigasporaceae.
UUCUUCAAGACUCUUUAUCCGAUAAUGAAAAUGAUAAUAUUGAAUCUCAAGCUUCAUUACCAGUUUAUGGAAAUACUAAUAUUAACAUCUUCUCCAAAACAUGUGAUAAUAAUAAUAUUGACUCUCAAGCUUCACCACUUCAUAGAAGCACUAAUAUUAAUGCAUCUUUUUCACAAAUAUGUGAUAAUGAUGAUAUUGAAUCACAAGCUUAUUCAUGA